UGGAACAGCGUCUGUUUGGAAACUCUCUUCGGAACCUCCCCUCCCCCUUCUUCGGACGUGUUGUUCUUUCUUGUCUUUUCUUUCUUUCUUUUAAAGAAGCGAAAGCAGCCGCUGUCUCCCAUUCAGAGCUGAUGUGGGGAAAGGCGGGGGACCAAGUGAGGAAACAGCCACAUGCGUUAUUGCUGGGGCGCUCCCGCUGCAAAGGCUUUUGGCAGCGAUAAUAAGGAUGGUGGGAGCAGAGGAAGAGGGUGACAGAUGUCAGAAGCUCCUCGAACUCUCCGGCUAUUCUGCGAGGGUUGGGGGGGAGACAGAGCAUGCUGCGGGAGCUGGGACAGCCAGCUGCAUGGAGAGCAGGAACUGUUCCACUGCUGCAUACAUUACAGACUGCUCAAUGUGCAGGAGAAUGCUCCUUUGUGGUACAUGAGUGUAAAUACUAUUCUCUGUCUCCUCCCCCUCCUCUACCCUGCUCUCCUCCCUCCCCUCUACCUACUCCCUCUCUCUUCUCCCCAAUCUCUCCUCUGUCCCUCUGCCUCUCCUUUCUCUCUUCUCCCUCGAUUCCCCCCGCUUUAUUCCAUCCCCGUCAUUCUCCGUCUCCCCUCCCCACCCCCAAUAUUUCACAGGGGAUUUCACUUUGCCAGGAUACAGUCUGGUAAAUUUGCAGCAGCCACCACGGAGAGAACACAGGAACCCCCCUUGGGCCCGCUGUGUCCCUUUGACAGAGCAUUCUGGAUUCAGAGACCCCCCCAGCAGGGGUGCUUUGCUGGCAUUCCCAAGCCUCCUGCCAUCCCGCAAGCCUCGCCUGUCCUAUCUCCCCGUUCGGCUGUUUGCUACAUGGAGAAUAAGAGCUGCAAAGGGGAUAGCCUGCGGCCAGCUGUCCAAUGCAAACACACUGUCGAGAAGAAGACAAUGACUAACCCCACGACGGUGAUUGAAAUCUACCCAGACACCACUGAGGUGAACGAUUACUAUCUCUGGUCCAUCUUCAACUUCGUAUACCUCAACUUCUGCUGUCUCGGCUUCAUCGCCUUGGCCUAUUCUUUGAAAGUCCGGGAUAAGAAACUCCUCAAUGACCUGAACGGAGCAGUCGAAGAUGCCAAGACAGCCCGGCUUUUUAACAUCACCAGCUCAGCACUCGCCACUUUCUGCAUCAUCCUCGUUUUCAUCUUCCUGCGCUACCCGCUCACUGACUAUUAGAGCAAGGCCAGCAGCCGCUGCCGAAAUGCCUCAGUGCCAGAAGUGUCCACUGAAUUUCCUCCAGCAAGGACAUGAAACAACAAUCCAUCUUGAUUGCAAAAAAUAAAUACAAAGUAAACCCCACCGAGCAACCCCCACAACUCCCAAACCCUGACUGGUGUUUGAACUUCUGUAGAAAAGGGAAUUACUUUUACAUUUUUUACAGAAAAAUAUUUAUUUUCAUGAUAAACAAAAGUGGGUGAUGACAACAUGCAAAGCUUAGAACUAACCACAACAUGAGCCAAUAGCUGUGUAGCUAGAUGCUGCAACCAUAGUGGCGGCCGAGGAGUCAGAGCGAACAUUGUGUCAUCGACGAUCCGCUGAUUAAAGUUACAUAAGCAGCCCAAGCGCUGAGCUGUGUCUUAGAUGGAAAACAGCAAAUAACCCUAUUGGGAGAGCUGAACUCCAGAUCUACUGGGAAGCAUGUGCACUGAUUUAGAGCUCAAGAGAGGGAGGAAAAAUGCCUGCUACUGCAAGAUAAAACUGAGAAGUAAAGCUGGGCAGAUUCAGGACAUAUCAGACGUGUUCAGCCUGCUACCACGUCCUCUCUCUCUCUCUCCUCUCCUUCCCUUCAUUCCCCUGUAUAUUUUGUUCUUUUCGUCUUUUUAUACAUUUAUUCAUUGAAUUCCAUUUGAAGGCCAAAAUAGCUUACCAUUCCCCGUCCCCAGAGAGCUUUAUCCUUGAGAGUUCAUAGUGGAGAAUCCUGAAGCCUCCCGAUAAACCCCAAAGAAUUAAAACAAAACAAAACUCCUCCAUGGAAUCUCCUGCAAAUGCUGGGAACGUAGGCAACCUUUGGAGAACUUGCAUAUAUCCUGUAUACCGACUCCUACUGUAUUUCUGUAAACUUUCAAUAAAGAUAAUAAUACCUCUGCCCAUCCAA
Messenger RNA from Mauremys reevesii (Reeves's turtle), 2113 nucleotides. RefSeq names its product interferon induced transmembrane protein 10 (gene IFITM10). NCBI's taxonomy places the organism in Eukaryota, Metazoa, Chordata, Testudines, Geoemydidae. The record is from RefSeq and is a predicted model, not a curated record. The coding region runs from base 256 to 1194 and encodes 312 amino acids. The transcript is spliced from 2 exons. Gene Ontology annotation, cellular component: plasma membrane.